Messenger RNA from Eptesicus fuscus (big brown bat), 1373 nucleotides. Its product is annotated as carcinoembryonic antigen-related cell adhesion molecule 1-like. Gene Ontology annotation, molecular function: protein tyrosine kinase binding. Gene Ontology annotation, biological process: regulation of immune system process; signal transduction. Bases 1 to 1242 code for a protein of 413 amino acids. Lineage: Eukaryota; Metazoa; Chordata; Mammalia; Chiroptera; Vespertilionidae. The transcript is spliced from 5 exons. The record is from RefSeq and is a predicted model, not a curated record. Gene Ontology annotation, cellular component: plasma membrane; cell surface.
AUGGAGUCCCCCUCAGCCCCUGCCCACAGAGGACUUCUCCCCUGGCAGGGGCUCCUGCUGGCUGCCUCACUCCUCACCCUCUGGAGCCUGCCCACCACUGCCCAGCUCACUAUUGAAUCAGUGCCGCCCGAUGCUGCCGAAGGGAAGGACGUGCUUCUCCGUGUUCACAACCUGCCUGGGGAUCUUGGAAGCUAUAACUGGUACAAAGGGGAAACAGGAAACAACAAUAAAAUUGUAACAUAUGUAAUAGACACUCAAACAACUAUCCCCGGGCCUGCAAACAGUGGUAGAGAGACAAUAUACCACAAUGGAUCCCUCCUGUUCCAGCACGUCACCCUGAACGACACAGGAUACUACAUCCUACAUGCCAUAGACAAAAAUUUUCAGAGCGAACAAGUAACUGGACAGCUCCGUGUACACCCGGUGUUACCCAAACCCAGCAUCACAAGCAACAACUCCAACCCUGAGGAGCACAAGGACCCUGUCGUGUUAACCUGUGAACCUCAGAUUCAGGACACCACCUACCUGUGGUUGAUCAACAGUCAGAGUCUCCCUGCCAGUGCCAGGCUGCAGCUGUCCAUGGACAACAGGACUCUCACUUUACUCGCUGUCACAAGGAAUGACACAGGAUCCUAUGAGUGUGAAACCCGGAACCCCGUGAGUGCCGCCCGCAGUGACCCAUUCACCCUGAAUGUUCUCUAUGGCCCGGACACCCCCAACAUUUCCCCCUCCUACUCUCAUUAUCUACGUGGGAAAAACCUCAGCCUCACAUGCCAUGCAGCCUCUAACCCGCCUGCACAGUAUUCUUGGUUUAUCAAUGGAAGGCCCCAGCAACCCACACAAGAGCUCUUUAUCCCCAACAUCACUGCACAUGACAGUGGAUUCUAUACCUGCCUCGCCCAGAACUCUGUCACUGGCCUCAAAGGGACCACGGUCAAGACUAUCACAGUCCAUGAGCCAGUGGGGAAGCCCACCCUCCGAGCCAGCAAUGCCAUAGUCACAGAGCAGAAGGACACCGUGGUCCUGACCUGCCUCACAAAUGACACUGGGAUCUCCAGCCGGUGGCUCUUCAAGAACCAGAAUCUCCUGCUCACAGACAGGAUGAAGCUGUCCCGGGACAACAGCACCCUCACCAUCGACCCUGUCAGGAGGGAGGACGCUGGGGGUUAUCAGUGUGAGGUCUUCAACCCUGUCAGUACCGGCAAAAGUGACCCCUUCAGGCUGGAUGUGCAAUGUGAGUGACCCUCGACCUCUCCCACUUGCCUUUGUAUAUGUCACGGGCAGGGGAUGAGAUGGAUGAAAGCCUUGAGUAGAUGGGAGCCUCCUUCAGAGCCUAUAGAGCACAUGGGUAAGGACCCCAGGAUUAGACUAAU